GGACCGCCACUGGAGUAUUGUUGGGGCUCUUCCUACGUCCCCCCGCCAAGUCUUUAGAAUCUAGGGGCCUGGCGAGUCUUGGAAAUGGUCUCCGUGGUGACGAUACUGCCAAAUGACGAUGCUUUCCUUCCCAAGGAUGGUUCUUCUCUACUGGACGGUGGUUGUGACUGAUUCACAAUGACAUCCUUUCAAGAAGUUCCCUUGCAGACUUCCAACUUUGCUCAUGUCAUCUUUCAAAAUGUGGCCAAGAGUUAUCUUCCUAAUGCACAUCUGGAGUGUCAUUAUACCUUAACUCCAUAUAUCCAUCCACAUCCAAAAGAUUGGGUUGGUAUAUUUAAGGUUGGGUGGAGUACUGCUCGUGAUUAUUAUACAUUUUUAUGGUCCCCUAUGCCUGAACAUUAUGUAGAAGGAUCAACAGUCAACUGUGUACUAACAUUUCAAGGAUAUUACCUUCCAAAUGAUGAUGGAGAAUUUUAUCAGUUCUGUUAUGUUACCCAUAAGGGUGAAAUUCGUGGAGCAAGUACACCUUUCCAGUUUCGAGCUUCCUCUCCAGUUGAAGAGUUGCUUACUAUGGAAGAUGAGGGAAAUUCUGACAUGUUGGUAGUGACCACAAAAGCUGGCCUUCUUGAGCUGAAAAUUGAGAAAACCAUGAAAGAAAAAGAAGAAUUGUUAAAGUUGAUUGCUGUUCUAGAAAAAGAAACAGCACAACUUCGAGAACAAGUUGGAAGAAUGGAAAGAGAGCUUCACAAUGAGAAGGAAAGAUGUGAGCACCUGCAAGCAGAGCAAAAGGGUCUUAUUGAAGUAUCGCAAAGUUUAAAAAUAGAAAAUGAAGAGUUUAAGAAGAGAUACAGUGAUGCCACAUCUAAAGCUCUGCAACUUGAGGAAGAUAUUGUGUCAGUGACACAUAAAGCAAUUGAAAAAGAAACUGAAUUGGACAGUUUAAAGGACAAACUCAGGAAGGUACAACAUGAAAGAGAACAACUUGAAUGUCAGCUGAAGACAGAAAAGGAUGAAAAGGAACUUUAUAAGGUGCAUUUGAAGAAUACAGAAAUAGAAAAUACCAAGCUUGUGUCAGAGGUUCAGACUUUAAAGAAUUUAGAUGGAAACAAAGAAAGCAUGAUUACUCAUUUCAAAGAAGAGAUUGGCAGACUGCAGUUGUGUUUGGCUGAAAAGGAAAAUCUGCAAAGAGCUUUCCUGCUUACAACCUCAAAUAAAGAAGAUUCAUUCUUUUUAAAGGAGCAACUUCGCAAAGCAGAGGAACAGGUUCAGGCAACUCGACAAGAAGUUGUCUUUCUGGCUAAAGAACUUAGUGAUGCAGUAAAUGUGCGAGAUAAAACAAUGGCAGAUCUACAUACUGCACGUUUGGAAAAUGAGAAAGUGAAGAAGCAGUUAGCUGAUGCACUGGCAGAACUUAAAUUAAAUGCUGUGAAAAAAGAUCAGGACAAGACUGAUACUUUGGAACAUGAACUGAGAAGAGAAGUUGAAGAUCUGAAACUUCGUCUUCAGAUGGCUGCAGAUCAUUAUAAAGAAAAAUUUAAGGAAUGUCAAAGGCUCCAAAAACAAAUAAACAAACUUUCAGACCAAUCAGCCAGUAAUGUGUUCACAAAGAAAAUUGGGAAUCAGCAGAAAGUGAAUGAUGCUUCAAUAAACACAGACCCAGCCACUUCUGUCUCUGCUGUAGAUGUAAAGCUAGCACUACCUUCUGCAGCAGAGACAGAUUUUGAUGUGCUAACAAAAGGUAAAGUCUGUGAAAUGACCAAAGAAAUUGCUGACAAAACAGAAAAGUAUAAUAAAUGUAUACAACUCUUGCAGGAUGAAAAAACCAAAUGCAGUAAAUAUGCUGAUGAACUUGCAAAAAUGGAGCUGAAAUGGAAAGAACAAAUGAAAAUUGUUGAAAAUGUAAAACUUGAACUAGCUGAAGUAGAGGACAGUUAUAAACUUCAAUUGGCAGAGAAAGACAAAGAAAUAAAUGGUCUGACUUCACAUUUGGAAAAUCUCUCCAGAGAGAAGGAACUUAAAAGGAAUUUAGAAAAUCAAACAGAAAGGAAAACAGAAGGCCAAAGUCCCCAACAGGUCUCACAGUGUCUCAACACAUGCUCAGAGCAAAAUGGGCACGUUCAUGUGCUGCCAAAUGCACAACCAGUUCUGCAAUAUGGUAAUCCAUAUGCAACACAAGAAACACGAGAUGGAGCAGAUGGUGCUUUUUAUCCAGAUGAAAUUCAAAGGCCGCCUGUAAGGGUCCCCUCUUGGGAAGACAAUGUUGUCUGUAGCCAGCCUUCUCGAAACCUUAGUCGGCCUGAUGGUUUAGAAGACCCAGAGGAGAGCAAAGAAGAUGAAAGUGCGCCCACUGCUCUUGAUCCACCAAGUCAGCAUUUACGUGGGCAUGGAACAGGCUUUUGCUUUGAUUCCAGCUUUGAUGUUCACAAGAAGUGUCCUCUCUGUGAAUUAAUGUUUCCUCCCAACUAUGAUCAGAGCAAAUUUGAAGAACAUGUUGAAAGUCACUGGAAGGUGUGCCCAAUGUGCAGCGAGCAGUUCCCGCCUGACUAUGACCAGCAAGGGUUUGAAAGGCAUGUUCAGACCCAUUUUGAUCAGAAUGUUCUAAACUUUGACUAGGUACUUUUUAUUAUGAUUUAAUACAGUUUAGCAAUUUAAAAGAAGUCACUUCAAAUAGACCACUAAGAAGACCACAAGGCACCACUUUCACACAUCUUCUACCAUACUUUUCUGACCAGGAGCUACUUUGAGUUUGGUGUUGCUAGGGUCAGGGUCAGUCUUUGGCUUAUCAAUAAAUAUAAUUUUAACCUAACUAUUAAUCUUACUUGCUUUAAGAAAAGUUCUCGUGUGUUUAUAUCUUUAUUUAUUCUCAUUUGCAAGAUUGUAUGAAAAAAGGAUACAGGAAUUAUUUUAAUGUUACUGCACUGAAAAAUAUAUAUGUAAUAGUGUGCUAGAUUACUUAGCAGAGUAUUUACACGUUUCUCUUAACCUUGUUGAUUGAGCAUGACUACUAAAUAUUAUGUAAUAAAAAGCAUUGAUCAUAACA
This is a messenger RNA of Sciurus carolinensis (gray squirrel), 3040 nucleotides long. RefSeq names its product Tax1 binding protein 1 (gene Tax1bp1). The transcript is spliced from 18 exons. Gene Ontology annotation, biological process: negative regulation of apoptotic process. Lineage: Eukaryota; Metazoa; Chordata; Mammalia; Rodentia; Sciuridae. The record is from RefSeq and is a predicted model, not a curated record. Bases 178 to 2613 code for a protein of 811 amino acids.